CCGUUACUUAUUUCACCAGGUCUUGAAGCACAGCUCCUUGGUAUUGUUGUCCGUAAAGAACGUCCUGAGCUCGAAGAACAAAAAGACUCUCUGGUCAUAAACAUCGCUGCAGGCAAGAAGAAACUAGAAGAGCUAGAAGACGAGAUUCUAAGACUACUCCAGACAGCGCAAGGUUCGUUACUAGAUGACGAACAGCUCGUCAAUACCCUCAACUCGUCCAAGAUCACAUCUCAAGAGGUCGGAGAACAACUGACAGUCAGUGAACAAACUGAGGUCAAGAUUGAUGCAGCCAGAGAGGGCUAUCGUCCUUGUGCACAGCGGUCAUCCAUCCUGUUCUUCGUGCUCAAUGACAUGGGUCGUAUUGAUCCCAUGUACCAGUUCUCUCUGGACGCCUACAUCGAUCUGUUCAACAACUCUAUCGAGAAGAGUCAACGAAGUCCUAACCUAGAGAUUCGUAUCCAGAACCUAAACGAAUACCAUACUUAUUCUGUCUACAAGUAUACCUGUCGUGGUUUGUUCGAGAGGCACAAGUUGCUGUUCUCAUUCCAGAUGUGCUCCAAGAUACUAGAAGCUGCAGGAAAACUCAACAUGGAUGAGUACGGCUUCUUCCUACGUGGAGGAGUAGUUCUUGACCGUGAGGGGCAGAUGGAUAACCCUUGUACUCAGUGGCUGUCUGAAACAUCUUGGGAUAACAUCACGGAACUCGAUAAGCUUCCAAACUUCCAUGGUAUUGUGACGUCAUUUGAACAGUACCCACGUGAUUGGCACCAAUGGUACACUAGCGCAGAACCAGAAAACACCCCCUUACCUGGUGAAUGGGAGAACGCAUGUAACGAGUUACAGAGAAUGCUAGUGGUUCGAUCCCUCAGGGCUGACAGAGUGUCAUUCACUGCUACCUCCUUCAUUGUCAAUAAUCUUGGAUCAAAGUUUGUAGAACCUCCUGUGCUAGAUAUGUCUUCAGUGGUUGAAGAUUCGUCCACUAAGACGCCGUUGAUAUUCGUCUUGUCUCCAGGCGUGGACCCUACCAGUGCACUUUUGCAGCUCGCGGAGAACUGUGGUAUGUCGAGCCGUUUUCAUGCGCUAUCCCUUGGACAGGGCCAAGCUCCUAUCGCCACCAGGAUGAUCAAAGAGGGAGUCAAAGACGGUAAUUGGGUCUUCCUGGCCAACUGUCACUUGUCCCUCAGUUGGAUGCCUCAACUUGAUAAGCUGGUAGAACAGCUCCAGGUAGAAGAUCCUCAUCCAGACUUCAGACUGUGGCUGAGCAGUAGUCCUAACCCAGACUUCCCCAUCUCUAUUUUACAAGUGGGCAUCAAGAUGACUACAGAACCGCCUAAGGGUCUGAAGGCGAACAUGAAACGUCUAUACCAGUUGAUCACUGAGCAACAGUUCGCACGCUGUCACAAACAAGACAAAUACAAGAAAAUGCUGUUCGCCUUGUGCUUCUUCCAUAGCGUCCUGCUCGAGAGAAGAAAGUUCCUUAUGCUGGGCUGGAACAUUGUUUAUGGCUUCAAUGAUUCUGACUUUGAGGUAUCAGAGAAUCUUCUUAGCAUUUACCUGGAUGAAUACGAAGAAACACCCUGGGAUGCCCUCAAGUACCUGAUUGCUGGGGUGAAUUAUGGUGGUCACGUGACAGAUGACUGGGAUCGUCGUCUCCUUCACUCAUACAUCAAUGAAUCAUUCUGCGACACAGCUCUUCAAACACCCUACUACAGACUGUCUUCCUUAUCUACGUACUACAUACCAAAGGAUGGCCCUCUUUCAUCAUACAGGGAAUACAUCAGCAUGUUGCCAAACGUGGACCACCCUGAAACAUUUGGACAGCACCCUAAUGCAGACAUCGCCAGUCAGAUCAUCGAAACAAGAACUCUCUCAGAUACGCUGCUGUCAUUACAGCCACAGGUUGUAGCAGGAGCCCAGGGAGAGAGCAAAGAAGAGAAGGUUYUUGAAUUGGCAGCUGAUGUGCUGAAAAAGGUUCCUGAAGAGAUCGAUUACGAACAAACAGCAAAGAUCCUGGCUGAUGAUCCCUCACCCCUUAAUGUUGUACUGCUACAGGAGAUUGAACGCUUCAACAUGUUGCUCCGAGUCAUCAAAAGAUCACUGAUUGACCUGGAGAGAGGCAUCAAGGGUCUAGUAGUUAUGUCGUCUGAUCUAGAAGAAACCUUCAACUGUAUCUAUGAUGCAAGGGUGCCACCUCUAUGGGGGAAGGCAUAUCCAUCUAACAAGCCCUUGGCUGCCUGGACUCGUGACCUGGUACAAAGAGUUGAACAGUUUGACAAGUGGGCUACUACAGCACAUCAGCCAAUCAUAUUCUGGCUUUCAGCUUUUACGUUUCCAACGGGCUUCCUUACCGCAGUAUUACAAACAUGUGCCAGGCAGAACAACAUAUCUGUGGAUACUCUGUCUUGGGAGUUUGUGGUAGCUACUGUUGACGACAGUAACAUUACUCAACAGCCGAAGGAUGGUGUGUGGGUAAAGGGGUUGUAUUUAGAGGGAGCAGGCUGGGACAAGAAAAAUGCAUGUCUGACAGAAGCAAGUCCUAUGAUGCUUGUUACUCCAAUGCCUACCAUUCACUUCAAGCCUGUUGAAAACAAGAAAAAGACUGGAAAAGGGAUGUACACAUGUCCAUGCUAUUACUACCCUAACCGUUCUGGUACAUCAGACCGUGCAUCAUUUGUGGUUGCUAUCGACAUCAAGGCCGGUGCUAUGACAGCUGAUCACUGGAUCAAAAGAGGAACUGCAUUGCUCAUGAGUCUGGAUUAUUAAAUUUCAGCAGUACCCUGUAAUACUAGACAUUUUACCUACAUUUAAAUGUUUUUGAAAACAAGUCAACAUUAUGCUAACUUGAUCUUGAGCAUCAGAUAUUUAGAAAUUUUAGCCAAAAAAAAAAAAAAGCUGCAAUGUUUUUGCCUUCAUCAAUGAAAAAACUUGGUCAUUUCCAUUGGGAAUUCAAAGUAUUCAUUAUUGUAAAUUAGGUUUGACCACAACUGUAAAUUGGUAUUUAAUCCAUUAAUGGAAAAGUAUUGAGAGUGUGAUAGUUUUUAUACUCUGAUAGAAUAAUAGAUGAAACAAGUUUUGAAGUCAGUGAAUAUUAAUUUAUAUGAAUAAAGAGUGAGACUAUUUUG
Molecule: messenger RNA, 3122 nt
Organism: Actinia tenebrosa (Australian red waratah sea anemone)
Lineage: Eukaryota; Metazoa; Cnidaria; Anthozoa; Actiniaria; Actiniidae
Product: dynein axonemal heavy chain 2
Biological process (GO): microtubule-based movement
Cellular component (GO): dynein complex
Molecular function (GO): ATP hydrolysis activity; dynein intermediate chain binding; minus-end-directed microtubule motor activity
Source: RefSeq, a predicted model, not a curated record